Molecule: messenger RNA, 267 nt
Organism: Racocetra persica
Lineage: Eukaryota; Fungi; Glomeromycota; Glomeromycetes; Diversisporales; Gigasporaceae
Source: the annotation of a GenBank genome assembly
ACUAUUAUUAUUAUUCAUCGAUUGUCUACAAUCCGCAAUGCCACAACAAUUAUAGUAAUGAAUGAAGGAGUUAUAGAAUAUGGUAAUCAUUAUGAACUAAUGACUAAGGGUGGUACUUAUUAUAAUCUUGUUAAUACUCAACAACUUCAACAAAAUAAUGAAGUCAGUGAAUUUCAAAGUGAAAAUGAAAUUAUCAAACAUAAAUAUGAAUCUAUGUCAUCAUCAAUCUCAACUAAACUAAAAAUGAGUAUACAACAUGGGAACUAA